Messenger RNA from Castor canadensis (American beaver), 1347 nucleotides. The record is from RefSeq and is a predicted model, not a curated record. Lineage: Eukaryota; Metazoa; Chordata; Mammalia; Rodentia; Castoridae.
AUGUCAGACUUAAAACCUGAGAAUAUCCUCCUGGAUGAUCGGGGACACAUCCGGAUUUCAGAUCUUGGUCUGGCUCUGGAAAUCCCAGAAGGAGAGACGGUUCGAGGAAGAGUCGGAACCGUCGGUUACAUGGCUCCGGAAGUUCUCAAUAAUGAACAUUACACAUUUAGUCCUGAUUGGUGGGGACUUGGCUGUCUGAUAUAUGAAAUGAUUCAGGGACAUUCUCCAUUCAGAAAACUCAAAGAAAAAGUCAAACGGGAAGAGAUCGACCGAAGAGUGAAGGAGGUCACUGAGGAGUACUCCAAGAAGUUUUCAAUGGACGCCAAAUCUAUCUGCCAGAUGUUACUCACCAAAGAUCCAAGUGAACGGCUGGGCUGUAUGGGCGAUGGAGCUGCUGGAGUGAAGCAGCACCCGGUGUUCAAGGACAUUAACUUCAGCAGGCUAGAAGCAAAUAUGUUAGACCCCCCUUUCUGUCCUGAUCCUCACGCCAUUUAUUGUAAGGAUGUGUUGGACAUUGGGCAGUUCUCCGUGGUGAAAGGAGUCUACCUGGACACCACAGAUGACGCCUUCUACGCUCAGUUUGCUACCGGGUGUGUCUCCAUCCCCUGGCAGAAUGAGAUGAUUGAAUCUGGAUGUUUCAAGGACAUCAGCGAAGGGGAAAAUGAGGAAAAUUUGCCAGCAAAUCAAGGAAAGAAGUGUACCACAGUUUCCAGACCAAAAAGAAACUUCCUCUGUAGACUCUUCGAUAGAAUGGGUUGCCUCAACAUUGGCAAGACGGAAAGAGAAUGAACGCAACACUGACUGUUCACUGUGCAGACCACAGAGCCAGACCUUGGUGCUAAGAAGGAGUAUGCUCUGAGAGUCCGAUCCUAUCCAUGAACCAUAAUAAACAGAUUACACGACACAGUUUACAGUGUGCCUUAACAGAUUUUUUCCAAUACCUGCACUUUCUUUUCACUGAAGUAGAUAAAGAAAAAGCCUGAGAGUCCUACAGUGGUGCCCAGAAGUCCCAGAUGUGGACUGUUUGUGCGAUUGAGUUCCAGGGAGAUGAAUGACAAGUUCACACCAGCCUAGCAUUUCCAUGCUCCUUACCUCAGGAUUGUUCCAAGUACUCAGUGAAGGAUGCAGUGGGCCAGGAAGUGAGGGAGGUGAGUUGGGGUCCUCUUUCCCCAGGGUUUUGGGUACUGGAAAGUCCUUUCUUGUUUUCAUUCCCAUUGUCUCCUAGUGGCCAUGAUGUCCACCUUCCCAAGAGACCUUGUGUCUGGUUUUAAGUUUUCUCCAAGCAUACUUACCUGCACUGUGAAAGAGAGUGGCUUUCCAUGACUCUGGUCAGGGUGUGGCAGUCAG